Molecule: messenger RNA, 4817 nt
Organism: Gopherus flavomarginatus (Mexican gopher tortoise)
Lineage: Eukaryota; Metazoa; Chordata; Testudines; Testudinidae
Gene: ARID5A
Product: AT-rich interaction domain 5A
Exons: 6
Coding region: 1727-3997 (756 amino acids)
Biological process (GO): regulation of transcription by RNA polymerase II
Cellular component (GO): nucleus
Molecular function (GO): transcription cis-regulatory region binding
Source: RefSeq, a predicted model, not a curated record
UUUGUUUGUUUCUCUUCCUUCCUUGUUGUGUAAACAGAAUCUAUAUUAAGCAGUUAUGCAAUGUGGAAUGAAUCGCACAAGAGCAGAAAGGUCGGGUGGAGCCUCUGCUCUGAGUUCACAGCAGAUUAUGCACCACUCCAAGCCCCUCAUUUCCAGAAACAUUGUGUAGUGUGGGAGUUGCUCUGCAUGGUUGCUUACUGGGCCACAGCCAAAGACAAGCGACGUCCCAGGUUCUGACAGAGUGGCCUCCGUGCAGUACCCACUAUGGCAAUCAGGGACCCUCCUCAGGAGAGGCCUCAGGACUGGAACUUGGCACUAGAACCUUGCUCUGCCACUGUCCUGCUGUGUGAUCGUAGCCAAGUCACAGCUCUGCUCAGUGCCUCAGUUUCCCCUCUCUCAAUUUAGAUUGUGAACUCUUCAGGGCAGGUAGGUGUCCGUGUAGCACUCAGCAUAGUGGGGCCCUGAUCUCAGUGUGGCCUCUAGAUGCUACAGUAAUUACACCUCUUACAGUGUCCUGGCUGUGCUUUCCUUGGCCUGGCCUUUGGGCAGAAGUUUCCCGCUGUCUCUCUGGUCGGGGGUGGGUGUGCUUUUUUGUAAUUGUUCAAUUGUCCGUUACUUUCGGGCUGGAUUAGCAGCAGCAUAGACCCAAAUGCUUGCAUUAGGCCUAGUGGGGACAAUGCAGGGCAGUCUACCCAGCUGUACCCCCGUACGGACUUGGAGGGGUUGGGAUUCUUCUACGAGCCAGGGGAGAACUGGUGAGGGCUAUUUAUUUAACUGCUGGGCAGUGCAGGGAGGUGGUCUUUACCCAGCUCUCGCUGUCUAUGGGCUCUUGUUGAAAAACCUGAGGGGUGGGGGGUUCGACAGGGCAGAAGUAGCAGGAGUGGUCAAGUGCUGCAGUAGACCUAAGUCAGGUCCCCAUGUCUUGCGUUGUCUCAGGUGGGGAAGUGGAAGGCUCUCUCCACUUGAUCACUGGGGCUGGGGGGAUUUCCCAUCCCUCCUCAGCAACUGGAGGGAGAGUGAGCCACCUGCCAGAGGCAGUUAGCCGAGCGUCUGGCAGGAACGGAUGUGGCUGAGGUGGGGAAGCGUUCACAGCACUGCACUGGCUCCCACGGCUCCAGGAAGCCACCCUGAAAGCGAAAGCAGUGGCCAGAUGGCCCACCGUCAGGAGCUGUUGACAAACACGGCAUGUCUCUGAACAGGAAGCAAGGCAGCUACCUGCGUCAGAGAGGUCUCUGUUCUUGGAAAGCCUGCCUGUCCUCAGACCCAGUCCAGGGCAGUGGGUCCCUCUGGCAUGUCCAAGGCUGAAGAGUGUCCCUCUCUGGAGUUCUGAUUGGGCUCAGCUGGGGCCUGGCCCCCUGUGCAGAGCUGGGACCUCCCUCAGAAAGGGUGGCGUGUAGCAAUGAACCAUGGGCCCAAGUAUGAAAUCCUGAAAGACCCGACUGUUCCCCGAGUUCAGGGCUGUGCAGAUCUGGCCAUCCAGGUCUCCAUCCAUUGGAGAGGCCUGGACUGGGAAGUCUGGCUCCAGCUCCAGCUCUGCGCCCUGCGUUUGAGGGGAGGGAAGGUUGGAUCCUGAGUUACUGAUGCUGGAAAGUAGGGCCCUGUAGCAUUUGAGGGACUGAUCACAUGUAUUCCCUAGUACUUGCAUCUGUUUGGGCUGCCAAGGAGUGCGAGUGUCUCACUCUGCGGCGUGUGUGCAGAGCAUGGAGAGAACCUCCCCUUGAUUUGCAUGAUUGUUUGGGCCUUUUGCUUCUCAAUGGUUUCUCCAUCUUCUCCCUUGGCCACAGCACUCAGCUUUAAAGGGAAGAGGAAGAAGAAGACAUCCGCAAUGGAGGCUGCUGGGCCGGGACCUGUGGAAGAGGCUGAUGCUGUGAAACCUGGACCCGAGGGGAGCCAGAGCACUGUGGACCCGGUGGACCAGGUGGACUCGCCAGCACUAAAGCCGGACACCAGCUCCAAAGAGGAGCAGAAGAGGCUGGUGGAGGAGAUCGGGGAUGAGCAGGCAUCGAGCAGGGAGAAGGAGGAGGAGCAGGCCUUCCUGGUCAAUCUCUACAAGUUCAUGAAGGACCGUCACACCCCCAUUGAGAGGGUGCCUCAUCUUGGCUUCAAGCAGAUUAACCUGUGGAAGAUCUACAAAGCUGUGGAGAAGCUGGGAGCAUAUGAGCUGGUCACAGGAAGACGCCUCUGGAAGAACGUGUAUGAUGAGCUGGGAGGCAGCCCAGGAAGCACCAGUGCAGCCACCUGCACCAGGAGGCACUACGAGAGGCUGGUCCUCCCGUACGUGCGACACCUGAAAGGUGAGGAUGACAAGCCCCUGCCCCCCGCCAAGCCCCGGAAGCAGUACAAGGUCUCCAGGGAGCCCCGUGGGGAGCAGGGCGAUGACGCAGCCGAAAAGAGCAAGAGAGUCAAGAAGGAGAAAAGCGGAGACCAGGUUUUGCCUGAGAAGGUGAAGCCGGAUGCCUCUGCUGCUCCCAAACGGGGCAGGGAGACUGUGACGGAUGGCCCCGAGCAGAGCCGACCGGGAGACCGAGCUGAGGGGCUCCCCAUUUCGAACACCAAAGACUUGGCCAAGAGCCAGCUGUCCGUGAGCUGCCACAGCAACUGCAGGGCCCACGGCUGCUCCGAGGCCUACAAACGGCUCUUCUCCAGCUUCUACUCCAAAGGGAACCAUGGCAUCAUGUCUCCCUUGGCCAAGAAAAAGCUGCUGGCUCAAGUGAGCAAGGCGGAAUCCCUGCACUGUCAUGAGAGACACCUGAGCCACUGCCCCGAAGGCAAGAAAUCCAGGUCUGCAGGGCUCCCCUGCCCCAGCCCAGAGCUUGACUCCAACAGGCCAUCAGUCAUUCAUCAGAGCAAAGAGGGAAGGAGCCCUGUGCCAGAGGGGGAUGAUGCCAAUGACCCAGCCCAAGUGUGUCAGCCCCCUAAUAAAGGGGAGGGGACACCAUGCCCAAAGGGAUCUCUGAGCCCCAGAGGCAGCCAGAUAUUUCCGAGGACAGAGGACGGGAGUUCAGGGCGCCACCUCUCCCCUGCUCCUGCCAUCUUCACUGGCCACUUCCAUGCGUACAGAAGUGAGGUUCUGAAACCUGUGAGCUGCCACCCCCUACGAGGCCCGAUGGAGUAUUUUCAUGGCUUCAAGGAUUUCCCAGAGUCUCUCUCCAUCUAUCAGCAGCCAGGCAAGGACCUGCAGCAAGCCAACCUCCCUCGGAAGAGGCAGGAGGGUACAGAGGAUUGUGUGGAGCAGCCAGAAGAUCUGCGCAGCAAAGCGAGCCAGGCUCUGCCCUCCUGGAGCAGAGACAGCCAGGGACUCUCCGCCCUCUACAAAAGUGGCUCUACAGGGAGCAGAGGCUCUCCCUUCGCCAGUGUGAAAGGCUGCUGGGUUCCACCCAUCGCCAGCUUUGCCAAGACCAGUCCCCAGCUACCCAAGAAUGGAGGGCUCAUCCAGCCCAUCCCACAGAGCCAGGUGGGCAGCCCUGCCCUGGGCCUCAGGCCGAGGAGCAAGCGCAGUCUGGAGGAGGAGGGCUUUGUUCAUGGGAAGAAGCUAAAGGCCAUCUCACCUCUCGUCAAGGGAGUGGAGCCAAAGGACAAGCGCGGCGAGUCGCCAAGCCUCCAGCCGGGCCUGGCCAAGCCCCAGGCUAUGGUACCAAACUCCAGCUUCCCAGCGCCACUCCCCUCUGCUGCAGGGCAGGACAGUUACAAAGGGACUAUGCUGAGGUUCCCGGUGAACUUUGGCACCCCCGCGGACCAUUUAAAGGGCCAGUCCUCUCCACUGAUCCCUUCACACUCUGUCAACCCAUUUGUCAUCCCUGCGUUUCCAGGCCACAUAUUAGCUGCCUCUACUCAAUCCUCAGACCUCUGCCGGCCGCUGGCUGCCAGCCUAGUGCAUUACCCUACGUCUUACGACAGCUCACUGCGGCACAGGCUAUACCCUGUUUCGACGUGGCACAAUCAGCCAACAUACGCCUCCCCCCACGGGACCACCUUCCACCGGAACAACAAGCUGUAGCCACUGGCAUGGACACUGUCCUUUGUGGAGAGAGAGGGUUUCUACUGAUGGUAGUGGGUCUCAGCCAGCCAUGGCUCAGGGGUAGGAUACUCAGUAACACUGGAGUUGCAGCUGUGCUGCAUCUCGCCUUUGGAGCUGCCCCUGUCCCAUGGCCUUGUGUUGCAAAGCGGUAAGAGAAUAUACGGACGCGCUGGACCACAUCAUUUUUACUCUUGAUCUUUGAGCUUUUUUUGUAAUUGACAUCGUACGCUGGGGACUUCGACACACACGUUGUGGGUUUAAAAAAAAAAUGGGAGCAAAAUAGGUUCUGGAGAUUCCUCUUAAUGCCAGAGGUGACCCCAUCCACCUUGUAGUUGCUCAGACAAGUAUGUUCCAAAAUGCAGCGCGAACUUGGAUGUUGUCGGUCCAUGCUCCUUAAUAGCAGGACUGAAAAUAGGAGUGUAAAGACAAGGAGAGAGGAGAAAUUCAAAUGAACUAACGUACUGUUUCUAGGGUAUCCCAGUAUGCCAGCUGAGUUUUUGGGGUGCUCUAUGAUCCAUGUUACAGAGCACUAGUUCUUCUGAUCUAAAAACGGAGCAAGUUUAUUUCAGUUGAGUUGCCUCGAGGACAGGAAUCCUGGGUUUAAAUUUCCAGGGGAUUGGGGGUGGGAAGUUAAAACACCCAUUGGUUUUGCAGAACCCUGAAAUGGUUUGAGAUGUUCCCAAGCUACUCUCAUGACACUGUCUGUGGAGGUUCCUGUGGAUCUCUCCAAAGGCUGCGUUGGUCUGGCUGGAAGCAUCUAGGUGUCUACAAUAAAACUGGCCAAGAUGGUGCAAAACGG